AUGCAAGCUCCGACGGUAACACCUGUUGCAGUUAGCUUUUUCAAGCUGACUAGACAUAUUUUUGCUGAAAUACUUGCUUCUUUUGAUAAUUUUCAGGAUUUGCAUGCUGCGAUGAUGAGCCACCGAGCCUUCUAUCAUGCUUUCAAGCCGCAUCGAAACUUCAUUCUUUCCGGCAUCAUACUAAACCAGAUACCUGUCAAUUUAUUUCCCUUGGCGUGGGCACUAUUCGAAGCAAAAACUGUCGACCUUCUUGAUAAUGAUGCGGUUAAGAAUCUUCUCGAAAAGCUUAACCUUGAUUUGAUAUCAAGUCAGCGGAACUUCACCUUGCCCGUUCUGCCAACGUCAGAUUUUGUGAUGAUUUCUAAAACACAUGCCGCUGUUCAAGAUCUACGCCAGCAGUUUGCUAAGGAGACUAUUCCCUUAUUUGAACAUAACUUUGGCGUGAGUCGUACAACUGAGCUGUCGCCUAACGAAGCUACUCGUAUUGAGCGUGCUUUAUAUCGAUUUCAAUUAGCAAGCGACUUAUACGUCCCUGGUCAUCCAUGGACUCCUGACCCCUCAUACAAAUCAUUGGAUUGGGGGGAGCGUGAAAAAUGA
Messenger RNA from Glarea lozoyensis ATCC 20868, 597 nucleotides. RefSeq lists its product as uncharacterized. NCBI's taxonomy places the organism in Eukaryota, Fungi, Ascomycota, Leotiomycetes, Helotiales, Helotiaceae. Bases 1 to 597 code for a protein of 198 amino acids. The record is from RefSeq and is a predicted model, not a curated record. The transcript has a single exon.